AUGCUGAUAGUCACGGCUUGGGAUUUUGAGGAACUAAGCUGGUCUUACAAUUACACUGAGUUCAUCGAUACUUUGACCUCUUUGGUCAUGAAGAAGGUGAUUCUCAUGACUCGUAUAGACGAUGCUGUCCGGAGAAUUUUGAGAGUCAAAUUCACUGCAGGCCUCUUCGAGAAUCCCUUUUCUGAUCUUAGCUUGGCUCAUCAAAUAGGAAGCAAGGCACAUAGAGAUUUGGCAAGGGAAGCUGUGAGGAAAUCCUUGGUGCUUUUGAAGAACGGGAAACAUGCAAAUAGUCCAUUGCUUCCUCUUCCCACAAAUACAUCCAAGAUCCUAGUUGCUGGAAGCCAUGCUGAUGAUUUGGGUCUGCAAUGUGGUGGUUGGACUAUUUCUUGGCAGGGACAAACCGGCAACAAUAUGACCACCGGUAGGGUGUCAAUUUUGCCUAUUAACACCACCUUGACACGACUUCAAAAAUAA
Molecule: messenger RNA, 474 nt
Organism: Ilex paraguariensis (yerba mate)
Lineage: Eukaryota; Viridiplantae; Streptophyta; Magnoliopsida; Aquifoliales; Aquifoliaceae
Source: the annotation of a GenBank genome assembly